ACACAGACCUCUACAGCACAGAGAUCCAGCCAUGGUACCUACAAUCACUUCAACUAUGAUCUACUCUAAGGAGCACCUGACUCUGACAAACAAGCUAAGAAAGCCAGGGGUGGAGAAGUUACGCAGAGAUCGUAUCAACAACAGCAUUGAGCAUCUCAAGUCUCUCCUGGUUCCAGAGAUCCUCAACCAGCAGUCGGACUCCAAGCUGGACAAAGCCGACAUCCUGGAGAUGACAGUUUGCUUCCUGAGACGACAGCAACAGAACGAGCUGAUGAGUUCCUGCUCAGCACCUGUCAAUCGGGGUUACUCCAGGUGUGUCCAAGUGAAUGUUCACUUCCUGUCUAAUGAUGAGCUGAAGACACAGUCCCAGAGAAGACUGCUGAGCCACUCCCAGAGCCUGCAGCCAUCAUCAGAUAAGAACAGGAGUGAGAUUGACGGCCCUCAGCUGAGCUCCCCAGCCCAGCACAGCAUCAGCAAAGACAAGAGUCCAGUCAACAUCGCCCCCUGGAGGCCCUGGUAGAGACCUACAGAUUGGAGCUCCACUCAGACAAACACAAUGGAUGGACCAUGUUGGUCCAAGAUUAAUUUCAUGGACAGUAAUGAGUAUAAGAAAAUAUCUUCUUUGUUCUCUGCUUAUGCAGGAGCUUUUUAAAGUCUUGCUGUGAUUGAGACUUUUCAUUUCAGUUGUACUGAAGUUAAAAACUUUUUCCUAGAAAACAAUCUGAUCUUUGAAAACUACAUUUUUGUAGUGUUAAUUGAAAGCAUCAUAACCUUUAUGUUUUGUGAAACAUGUAGAUUAUAUUGAUCAUGUGUUUAUAUUCAUGAUCAACAAUAACUUGAAUG
Messenger RNA from Oncorhynchus kisutch (coho salmon), 843 nucleotides. RefSeq names its product transcription factor HES-5-like. Lineage: Eukaryota; Metazoa; Chordata; Actinopteri; Salmoniformes; Salmonidae. The transcript is spliced from 2 exons. Gene Ontology annotation, molecular function: protein dimerization activity. The record is from RefSeq and is a predicted model, not a curated record. Bases 32 to 520 code for a protein of 162 amino acids.